Messenger RNA from Monodelphis domestica (gray short-tailed opossum), 4477 nucleotides. It is a transcript of the gene PAXBP1, whose product is annotated as PAX3 and PAX7 binding protein 1. Lineage: Eukaryota; Metazoa; Chordata; Mammalia; Didelphimorphia; Didelphidae. Gene Ontology annotation, cellular component: nucleus. Gene Ontology annotation, biological process: positive regulation of transcription by RNA polymerase II; mRNA splicing, via spliceosome. Gene Ontology annotation, molecular function: DNA binding. The record is from RefSeq and is a predicted model, not a curated record.
GGGGAGGAGUGCCAGGAGCUCGGAGUGGGCGCCUGCGCCGUCGCGUGCUCUGCGCUCGGAUCCGCGGUGUGUGAGGGCCUAGAUCCCCGGACGCCGCCUCGGUGGGCGCCGCCGCCGCUACCUUCUUAGCGGCAAUGUUCCGCAAGGCCCGGCGGGUGAACGUGCGCAAGCGGAACGACUCGGAGGAGGAGGAGCGGGAGCGCGAAGAGGACCAGGAGGCGCCGCCGCUGCUGCCGCCGGGCGGGGGGGAGGAGUCGGGCGCUGGGGACAGGGCCCCCGGCGGUGAGCUCCAGUCGCCCCCCCUGGCCCCCGGCCCGCCGCUCCUCUCCUCCUCUUCUGCUGCGCUGUUACUAAGCCCUGGGGCCGAUGCUGGGCCUGGCUUCCCGGCCAGCGCCGAGCAGGGCAACGGCCUGAAGCCGCGCAAGAGGCCGCGGGAGAACAAAGAGGCGCCCCGGGCCAGCCUGUUGAGUUUCCAGGACGAAGAAGAAGAAACUGAAGAAGUUUUCAAAGUGAAGAAAUCAAGUUAUAGCAAAAAAAUAGUAAAACUACUUAAGAAAGAAUAUAAAGAAGAUCUUGAAAAAUCAAAGGUUAAGACAGAACUCAAUUCAUCAGCUGACGAAUUUUUUUUUUCAGCUGAACAGCCUUUGGACAAAGCAGGACAGACUAAAGAUCUAAAUCUAGAAGAUGGAGCUAUUAUCUGUGAACAUGGAGAAGAAGAAAUGGAAGUGGAAAGUGAGAAGGAAGAAGAGAAACCAAAAGUUGGUGGAACUUUUUCAAGUGCUUUGUCGUCUUUGAAUGUUUUGCGUCCAGGGGAAAUCCCAGAUGCUGCUUUUAUCCAUGCUGCUAGGAAAAAACGUCAAAUGGCCCGUGAACUCGGUGAUUUUACACCACAUGAUCAUGAGCCUGGUAAAGGCCGCCUUGUUAGAGAAGAUGAAAAUGAUGCCAGUGAUGAUGAUGAUGAUGAUGAGAAACGUCGAAUAGUUUUCUCUGUUAAAGAAAAGUCACAGAGGCAAAAAAUUGCAGAGGAAAUAGGUAUUGAGGGAAGUGAUGAUGAAGCCUUAGUAACUGGGGAACAGGAUGAAGAACUAAGUCGAUGGGAACAGGAGCAGAUAAGAAAAGGAAUUAACAUACCUCAGGUUCAAGCAAGUCAGCCUGCUGAAGUGAACAUGUACUACCAGAAUACUUACCAGACAAUGCCUUAUGGUUCAUCGUAUGGCAUUCCUUACACUUACACAGCCUAUGGAUCAUCAGAAGCCAAAUCUCAAAAAACAGAUAAUACAGUCCCUUUCAAAACUCCCACUAAUGAGAUGACUCCUGUUACUAUUGAUUUGGUAAAGAAACAGCUUAAAGACAGGUUAGACUCCAUGAAAGAGUUGCACAAAGCAAAUCGACAGCAACAUGAGAAACAUCUGCAAAGCCGAGCGGAUUCUACCAGGGCUAUUGAAAGAUUGGAAGGGUCUUCUGGGGGUAUUGGUGAACGGUAUAAAUUUUUGCAAGAAAUGCGAGGGUAUGUCCAAGACUUGCUUGAGUGUUUCAGUGAAAAGUGUGUUGUAUUUUUGCAGGUGCCACUGAUUAACGAACUUGAAUCAGCAAUGCAUCAGCUGUACAAACAGCGAGCUUCCCGCCUUGUCCAAAGACGACAAGAUGAUAUUAAAGAUGAAUCUUCGGAGUUUUCAAGCCAUUCAAAUAAAGCUCUGAUGGCACCAAAUCUUGAUUCUUUUGGACGAGACCGAGCCUUGUAUCAGGAGCAUGCAAAGCGUCGGAUUGCAGAACGGGAGGCCAGGAGGACCCGCCGCAGACAAGCCAGGGAGCAAACCGGCAAAAUGGCAGAUCACCUCGAAGGUCUUUCCAGUGAUGAUGAAGAAACAUCAACAGAUAUUACUAAUUUCAGUCUGGAAAGAGAUCGUAUCUCAAAAGAAUCCACUAAGAUUUUUGAAGAUGUCCUUGAGAGCUUCUAUUCAAUUGAUUGUAUUAAAUCACAGUUUGAAGCAUGGCGUUCUAAAUAUUUCACUUCUUAUAAGGAUGCUUAUAUUGGUCUUUGUUUGCCAAAGUUAUUCAAUCCUCUUAUAAGGUUGCAGCUUCUCACUUGGACUCCGCUAGAGGCAAAAUGUCGUGACUUUGAAAGUAUGCUGUGGUUUGAAUCAUUGCUAUUUUAUGGCUGUGAAGAGCAAGAACAAGAAAAGGAAGAUGUAGAUGUUGCAUUACUACCUACCAUUGUGGAAAAAGUAAUUCUCCCUAAACUAACAGGAAUAGCUGAAAAUACAUGGGACCCUUUCUCUACAACACAGACAUCUAGAAUGGUUGGGAUUACAUUGAAAUUGACAAGUGGAUAUCCUUCAGUGGUAAAUGCAGAAAAUAAAAACACACAGCUAUACUUAAAGGCACUCUUACUAAGAAUGAGAAGAACUUUAGAUGAUGAUGUAUUCAUGCCCUUAUAUCCCAAGAAUAUCUUGGAAAAUAAAAACUCUGGCCCUUAUUUGUUUUUCCAGCGACAGUUCUGGUCUUCAGUUAAGCUAUUAGGAAACUUUCUCCAGUGGUAUGGCAUUUUUUCAAACAAAACCCUUCAAGAAUUAUCCAUAGAUGGUUUGCUAAAUAGAUACAUCCUUAUGGCUUUUCAGAAUUCAGAAUAUGGGGAUGACAGCAUCAAAAAAGCACAACAUGUAAUCAACUGUUUUCCCAAACAGUGGUUCAUAAAUUUGAAAGGAGAAAGGACUAUAUGCCAGCUAGAAAACUUUUGUAGAUACCUUGUUCACCUGGCAGAUACCAUUUAUAGAAAUAGCAUUGGAUGCUCUGAUGUAGAAAAAAGAAAUGCCAGGGAAAACAUAAAACAGAUAGUAAAGCUUCUUGCAAGUGUUCGAGCUCUGGAUCAUGCUAUGACCGUUGCAAAUGACCACAAUAUGAAAGAAUUAAAGUCUAUAAUUGAAGGAAAAUAGAACUUUCAUACCGAAAACCUAAUAUGAGCUUUAAAAAUCCAUUCCUGAUGUAUAAUUUUUGUAUAUAUGUAAAGUUUCUUAAACUGUAAAGUAUUGAUUCUUGUUUUAAUAGAGCAUUAUUAUAUAUAGUACUGCAACUUUAAACACAGGAUGAGGAGCCCAGAAUGAUUAUAUCCAGGAAUGCAAAAGUGUUUUCCUUAUUGCCUAUCAUACCUCGCUUACAAAAAACAUUUUGUUACCACAUACAUAUUAGCCAUCUAUUCAGUUCAUUGUCCUUUGGUAAACUGGUGUGUCUGUGUGUGUAUGUGUGUGCGUGCGUGCGCAUGUGUGGCAUAAAAUGUGUAAUUAUGCAUCUAUUUAUACCACCUUAGAGUUACUUUCACACUGGAAAUUUUUUGUUUUUAAUUCUAAGUAAGCCUUUUGAUAGCAGAGAAUUCUUUAGUAGAAAUUGUCUUAGGAAAUUACUGCAUUAUUGCAACAAAGGGCUUUGCAUAAAUCACAUAAUUAAAUGUGAAAUCAUCCUUCAAUAAGAAACAGGUGGCACAAUGACAACGUUCCUUUGAAACUGAAAUGGUUUAACUAUGGAACUUGUCAUUGAGUUAAUAUAAGACUUUUCUCCCCUAAAGUUGCUUUGUAGUGAAAUGUGGGUUUAAAGGGAACACUAAUAAAUGUCAUAGAAUAGUUCGCUUUUGGAAUAUGUAAAUUGAACUUUUAAAAAAGCCCAUUAUUUUAAACAACUGUACAAUCUGACUGCCUCAUUCACAGUUCCAUUAUCUGACCAGCUGAAAUACACACACACACACACACACACACACACACACACACACACACACACAGUUUAUUGUUCAAAUGAAAAUCCCACAUAUGUGAGAAAUAUAUGCAAUAAAUACAGAAUAUACGUUUCUGGUAAGUGGGUAUAUAAAAUUUAUAGAAAACUACCCCACUAAGGCAAUUUAAUAUCCCAUGGUCUUCUUUAAUAUUUAUACCACAUUGUAAAUAUUCAGAAAAUUUGUUUCAAAGUUUACACUUACUCUGAUUUUCAAGAAAAAACAUUUUUUAAAAAUUAAGGAACAUUAGUUUAUAUAAUCAUACAUAAAAUUAAUCGUUAGCCAAAUAAUUUUUAAAUUUCUCUUUUACUGUAUGUUGCUGAUGGCUACUUUGGUUAGAAUUGAUGACACUCAUUUGGUAAGAAUAUAAUAUUUCCAUUUGAAACACUGGACAAAUGACAGUAUCAGAGAGUGUAGUGCUGUGCACUUGCUCAAUGAAUUCUAACGUGAACUUUUGAAAGCUUUUGUAGGAAACAUGCCUAUCUCCAUACACAAUUUAAUGGGAAUUUUUGUACCUCUUUAUUGACCUACAAACAUAAGAAUCAAAGCACUUCUUUACAGUUUGUGUAGUGUAAAUGGGUAUGUUAACAUGCAUAGUAUGGAUGACAUGCACACCAAUUGGAACCUAAACAGAAUGUUUUUAUGAUCCCGAUGGAUUCCCAUUUCCCAGUAUCUGCUUUUAAGAAUCCUUUCAAUAAAUUGUCAUUGAGACUUUUA